This is a messenger RNA of Mixia osmundae IAM 14324, 2342 nucleotides long. RefSeq lists its product as uncharacterized. The transcript has 10 exons. The record is from RefSeq and is a predicted model, not a curated record. Lineage: Eukaryota; Fungi; Basidiomycota; Mixiomycetes; Mixiales; Mixiaceae. Bases 1 to 2043 code for a protein of 680 amino acids.
AUGUCUCCUCGUGCACUGCUGUGUGUCUAUUGCUGCUUGUCUGACCAAGCCUAUCGCUCCUCGUGCCCCUCGCCUCCGUCGCUGAGCUUCACUACCGCUGAUGAUACGCCUCGGGCUCGCUGCACGGCGGUGCGCGCGUCAUUGAGAUGCAUUCAUAUCGAUAGCGGUCUCCCUCAGCUGCCUGGCCUGCAUGGCCAGCCUAUGGAGCUCAGCCUCGACAGCUAUGCCAACGCCUAUGACGAGCCAGAUGUUGUGACCUUGCUGGUCCUUGUAUCUUUCAUCCUCUUCCUCAACGUUCCUCGUCAUGUCGGCGACACAUUGCUCCGUGCAGGCCUGCUGGGCGAGCUGCUCGUCGGAUUCAUCUACGAUCGGCCUCUCGCCAACACCCUCCAACCGGUACUCGAGCGAGCUUUCACAGACAUGGGCUAUGUGGCUCUCGUCAGUCUCGCCUUUCAUGGCGGCUUGGAGACUGACCUCGCACAAGCGCGCUCCACAAUCGGUCUAGCUACAUUGCUCGCAUGUAUAGGCGUCGUUGCACCUGUCGGGCUUUCCAUUCUCUUGCUCCACGUCGGGAGUCCGCAAUCCCCAAUUCGCAGGGAUCUAUCGAUGGGCGCACGUACCNNNGAUGAGCAGCAAUCCCCAAUUCGCAGGGGUUUGUCGGCAAGUGCGGCAAGGAGUGGGAAGAAGAAUUGGGCGCGCCUUUUAUCGCGGUCUGAAGUGCAGAUCCUUUCAGGCCAUUUGAGCGCCGAGCCUGGCUCCUCCAGAAUGGACGACGCCGAGCAGUCGACCAGUGGCAAAUACACCGAUCGCAAGAUGGUGCCCGGGCAUCGAAUCAAGCAACCUACUUCGACUCAUCCGAAUGAAGACAUUACAUUUGUGUCUUGUCUACGGGACCCAUCGCUAUCCGAUCAAGACAGGGCGAUGAAGCUCAUGAACGGCCUGGCUGCCCAGUUCAGACGUAUGACGAGAGCGAGAUACUAUACGUGUAAUUCGCUCGAAGAGGCUCCCUACAACACCGAAUUUCUGGGCCGCAAUUGGAACAAGGGCGAAGUGAUUGAAAUUGUGUUACGCAAUGUCGACGGCAGCUUCCGACCUUUUGGCUCGCUCGUCGCCAUCAUGUGCCACGAGCUUGCCCACAAUGUGCACUCCAAUCACGGUCCCAAUUUUCAGAAACUUGACAAGGAACACCGCGAAGAGAUCAAAGCGGCUCAAGGACAAGGCUACUUUGGCGAGGGCUUGUGGUCAGAUGGCAGACAGCUCGAAACCAACGAUCGCGUUGCAGGUGAGAACCAUUUAGCACAUUACGAUAUGGACCAGUAUCUCUGCGCCGGUGACGGAUCCAAGAAGCGGAAGAGUGCAAAACCUUCAAGGCGUCGUUCAAGAUGGUACACACGCAGACCUGACAAGUACUCUGGCUCGGGAAGACCAGGCGGUCGAAAGGCCAAAGCGGGCAGCAAGAACAACAAAAAGGGCGCCUUUGCAGGCGAAGGUCAGACACUGGAUGCAGACGAAUCCUUUUUUCGCAAACGCGCGCAAAGUCAGACGGCCAAAGAGCUUCGAGCUGAAGCGGCAGAAAGGAGGCUGGCCGGUCUCCCGCCGGCUGGAAGUAUCAACGGACCCAUUGCUGGUGCCUCCUCUGCUGGCAAGAAGAUCCAGCGUGACAUAGAGGAUCUUUCAGCAUCUUCUGAAUCAGAUGACGAUGCAGGCGUAUACGGUUCGGGUGUACCCGUCUGGUCAGCUAGUGGAGAAUCAGACGACGACAUCGAAGAGGAUGCCUUGCAUUCUGUUCGGACGAACGGCACUUUGUCUACGCGUGCGGGUCCGAGCUCAAGCAGAAAGCUGAUUCAGCCAAAGAUUUCGCUCAUAGGCGCCAAGUCGAAUGGCAAAUCGACCGGCAAGUCCAAAGCUGAGUCAAAACGAAAAGUGCAGACAAAGGACGAAGCCCGUGCAAGCACACCAGGCUUUAUCGUGAUCGAUAGCAGCGAGGACGGCGACUCGGAAGGCGUGCCUGAGCAGCCUGCGAAGCGAUCGCGACGGGAUUAGGAGCGGUGUUCCUGGUUCGUUCUUGUUGAUUGUACAACAUACUGCACUGUAGACCUCAGUGAUCUUCUAAUCUACGAUAGCAAGCAAGAUACUUGUCGCCAGAAUUGCGCUCUACUUUCUUGCCCUCUUCGGUACUCGUUCGCACGAGUUCGACAAUCUUGUCAUUCCUGAGCUCUUCGUCCGGUAUCCUCUCGAAGAGGGGAAAGGCAUCGAGAUGCUUGACCAUCCACUCGUGAAGAUCCUUGACAUCCGUAAUCGUAUAGACGAUUCCUCCCGGCCGAAGCACGUACGCAUAUUCU